AUGACCGCGCACUGGAACAAGUUGCCCGGAGAGGUUGUGGAGUCUCCCUCACGGGAGAUGCUCAGGAACCAUCUGGACACCACCCUGUGCCACGAGCCGCGCCCCGCUCACAGUCCCCGCUGCCAACGCCGCGGCGGCCCCGGACACCGGCACUGCCCUGAGCGCCGCGCUGCGGCGGGCCCGGCCCCGAGCCGUGCGAGGGCAGCAGCCGCGGGAAGGGGAGGAGGAAAAGAAGACAGAGGUUACCUGGCCCGCCGCCGGGACGGGCUGAGCCCUGCCGCCGCCGCUGCCCGCCCGCGCCGGCCGCGCCGCGCCCUUUCCCUUCCCUUUCCUUUUCCGGGUACGGCGGCCGCCACGCGCCGCUCCGGAGCUUCUCCAACGGCGGAGGGGAGCGGGAGUCACGUGGGGGUGGCGGAGCUGUGGCUUCCACACCGGCUGGAGCCUCUCCGAGGGUCCCGCUGCCCCCCUCCUCCGAGUGCUGCCGGUGCCCUGCGGGAGCUGCUCCGGGGCUCUCUGACUGAAGGACAGAAGGGAAAUAUGCACCGUGAACAACUCCAGAAACAGAGAGCAACAUGUCAGAAGGUUAUGGAUUUGUUCUGUGCAGUCACUUUUGAAAGGCUGAUUGCCAUGAGCACAGUGGAGCGAUGACAGGAGGUGAAACUCCAGUGACCAAAUCCCUGGGAAAACAUCAGGGAAGAACACCCUAAUCUGGAUCUGGGACUGUGAAAGGAGGAGGAUGUGCCU
This is a messenger RNA of Neopelma chrysocephalum (saffron-crested tyrant-manakin), 744 nucleotides long. RefSeq lists its product as uncharacterized. The transcript is spliced from 4 exons. Lineage: Eukaryota; Metazoa; Chordata; Aves; Passeriformes; Pipridae. Bases 1 to 648 code for a protein of 215 amino acids. The record is from RefSeq and is a predicted model, not a curated record.